GUUACUUGACAGUUUCUUGACAUCUAUGACAGUGAAAAUGAAGCACCGCCGACGAAACAUAACAAAAAAUAUUGUGAAUCGAUUUUUUUUAUUACAAAUUAAAACCCAAAUAUAAUGUUCCUACGUCGGAUUGACACAAGGGUGCCACUUCCUUGGAUUAACAGACUUCUAAACAACGAUAAUCUCACCAUUAACACGUUGUUUAAAAGAUGCAUUGGUUCAGUAAAAUUGUUGGAAAAAUGGAAAAAGAAAUUCGAUGAGGAAAAAGUUCCAGAGGUUCAAUCAUCGCUGAAGAUUAUUUUGGCGCAUGUGUUGAAUGUGAAAAAGUUACGUGAUCUACCCCAGAGUAGCAAUGAAUUCUCAAUGACUAAAUCUGAACAAGAGCAAUUCGAGAAAUUAUGCGAGUGUCGAAUGGCCCGAAUGCCAAUACAGUACAUUAUUGGCGAAUGGGAUUUUCGGGAAUUGACAUUGAAAAUGCAACCUCCUGUGUUCAUUCCGCGACCGGAAACGGAAGAAUUGGUCGAAUUGAUUUUGCAGCAAUACGAAGUAAAUGAGUCGUUGAGCUUUCUGGAGGUUGGAUGCGGAAGUGGAUGUAUCAGUUUGUCAUUGUUGUUUUCACUACCGAAGUCAAAAUUAAUAGCCAUUGAUCAGAGUCAAAUGGCAUGCGACUUGACAAUGGAAAAUGCUAAGAGACUUCAACUCGAAGACCGCAUUCAGGUCAUUUGUCACAAAUUGACGGAACAAAGCCAUUUAAAUGAAAUCGACAAUGGACUGGAUCUCAUUGUCAGUAAUCCUCCAUACGUUCCGAACCGGGACCUUCUAGAUCUAGAGCCCGAGAUUAAACUAUACGAAGAUCUACGUGCCUUGGACGGAGGCACAGACGGAUUGGCGGUGAUCAAAGACCUACUGCGACUUGCGACGAAAACGUUGAAGAGAAACGGCCACUUGUGGCUUGAAGUAAACCCUACCCAUCCGGAGUUAAUUCAAAAAUAUUUGCAGGAACAUAUUAGCGAGCUGCAAUUAAAGUUUGUCGCUUCGUACAAAGAUGUGUUUCAGAAAGAACGGUUCGUUGAGAUAACGAAAUUGUAGCCGAUUGUUAGAAUGUUUUAAAUUAAAGAAAAAAAAAGUAAUUUCAAUGAGUC
Molecule: messenger RNA, 1142 nt
Organism: Bradysia coprophila
Lineage: Eukaryota; Metazoa; Arthropoda; Insecta; Diptera; Sciaridae
Gene: HemK1
Product: HemK methyltransferase 1
Biological process (GO): protein methylation
Cellular component (GO): mitochondrion
Molecular function (GO): protein methyltransferase activity; nucleic acid binding
Source: RefSeq, a predicted model, not a curated record